Messenger RNA from Rhinocladiella mackenziei CBS 650.93, 1197 nucleotides. RefSeq lists its product as uncharacterized. The record is from RefSeq and is a predicted model, not a curated record. Bases 1 to 1197 code for a protein of 398 amino acids. Gene Ontology annotation, molecular function: protein binding. NCBI's taxonomy places the organism in Eukaryota, Fungi, Ascomycota, Eurotiomycetes, Chaetothyriales, Herpotrichiellaceae. Gene Ontology annotation, cellular component: mitochondrial matrix. The transcript has a single exon.
AUGCCUCCAAAGCCAAAACAUUCUCCCGCACGACCAUUUAUCUAUCCCAUCCGAAACCGGAGCUUCUUCGAACCGCAAUUGCGGUCCUCCAACUCGACCAAAUACCUACGACUCACGAACCGCACGCUUGUUCGGCUCGCUGGCUGCGACGCCAAAGUAUUCCUGAAUGAUCUCAUCCCAGCAAAGAUCUUAGACAUUCAGAGCACCAAUCCUAUCUACACGGCAUUUCUCUCAGCGCAUGGUCGCAUCCUCAAUGACGUGUUUAUAUACCCGCCGGCCGAGAGAGAUGGAGAAGAGUGGUUCAUCGAAGUUGACUCUGUGAGUGCUGGUGAUUUAAUCUCGCACUUCCGCAAGCACAAGCUGCGAGCACAGAUUGACAUUGAGAAAUUGGCGCCCGAGAAAACCGGUGUAUAUUACAGAUGGCCUUCGGACGCAGAGAGCGAUUUGAAAAGCUCCACGACUGGGAUACACUCUGGCGGACAAGAUCCGAGACCUGGAAUGGGCAUGCGGUGGCUCGACAUAGCGUUCUCGGAGCCUGAAAUAAUACAGCGUCUUGAAGACCGUGGGGGGAAGACAGCGACGUUGCAAGACUAUGCGAUUCAUCGAAUGCUGAAUGGAGUCGCUGAGGGACAAUCAGAGCUCAUCGCGAAAAGCGCACUGCCGCAGGAAAGCAACAUCGACCUUUUCGGCGGGAUUGAUUUCCAUAAAGGAUGUUAUGUCGGGCAAGAACUCACGAUUCGUACGCAUCAUACGGGCGUCGUCAGGAAGAGAAUCCUUCCCUGCCAGCUGUACAACAAGGACAACCCGCUGUCGGCCGGACAGAGCGAACCGGCAUACAAGCCCAACGCCAACUUACCUUUACCACCCGCCGAGUCGAAUAUUUCCAAGCUCAACGCCCGCGGCAGAGGGAGGAGCAGUGGGAAAUGGCUCGGCGGAGUCGGAAAUAUCGGCCUCGCGCUCUGUAGGCUCGAGAUGAUGACGGAUAUCCAGUUGACGGCAGACAGGACGAACUACGAUCCGAAUGAGGAGUAUAAAGUAACGUGGGAGGUCGAAGGGGAGGAAGUGAAGCGCGAGGUCAUGUUGAAGCCGUUUGUUCCCCAAUGGUUGAGAGAUGGUGUAGAGCAGAGUUUACGUCGGAAGGAAAAGAAACCAAAGCCGCGCCAGGCUGAGGAAGACGACUAUGAAGAAGUGGAUUAA